AUGCGACGUGCGCAGGCCCGCACGAGCACGUGCAGGGGGAGCCGGUCCCCGGAGUGGAACGAGCGGCUGGUCUUCUACGACCUGCUGCCGCCCAUGUGGCAGCGCGUGCGGCUGCAGGUGCGUCACGAGGACGCCGUGCUCGCAGCCGCUCACCUCGACCUGGCCACCGUCUCCAGCCCCGGACACGACGGUUUCCUGCCGACGUUCGGGCCUGCGUACCUGUACCUGUACGGCGGGGACGCGGCUUACCGCGGCCGGCUGCUCGUCUCGCUGCGCGCCGUGCCGGACGCCGAGGUCUCCACUGGCGGCACCGCCGUCGAGACCUUGCCGGCCCUCGACGAGGUGACUGCGUGUGUCAGGCGACAAGAAGAGCUGUGGCGGUUGGAGGAGCACAGUUUGUUCGCGGUGCUGCUGGGAGCAGACUGCAUCCCGCGCGCGCUGGCCGGGAAGGCUGUGGUGCUGCAGUUCGCCAUGGGCGACCAGGCCGGCGGCGGACUCGCCUCCAUAGCGACGCAGGCGCCUCUGGAGUCUGAGGUGACGGAGAGCGGCGCCAUGUCGAUCCCGCUGCGGGCGGCGCCCUCGCGCGACGGCGACGCUUACUGCAGGCUGCGGCUGGGGACGCGCAAGCCGUGCGCCGUGCUGCGCCGCCGCUGGCCGCGCUUCCACACCAGGAUGGCGCUCUCCAACGCGCUCGCCUCGCUGGCCGCCUCCCUCGAAUCUGGACUUUCGGAACUGGAAAAAGGAAAGAGCAGACCAACAGCCGGCGGUGAUGCCGACCAGAUAUCAACUUUGAUUAACGUGGGUGCAAAACUGAGAGAAGAUGCCACCAGGCUCAUGAAGACCACAGACAUCUGGGCGGCAGCCUACACACCACUAGACAUCUACAGAGCCGGCAAAUGCAAGAAGCUUGUGGACAAGUUGCGAAACAUGGCAGAGGUCUGGCAGUCCGGUGGUCCGGUUUUAGGUUUUGACGUCGCGCUCUCCACGGGAAGUCUACUGCUGGAGGAGCUCCGCGACGCUAUUGAAGACCCGCAGCCUGCCCUGCCUGACGUGGUUGUGCGGUUGGUGCUGGCGACCGGCGGCAGCGUGGGAUACGCCCGCCUCAAGGCGCGCGACCUCCUCUACACGGAAGAGCCGGGCCUCCGUGGCUCCAUGUGUGGCAAAGUCUCCACAGUCAUACUGAAGGUAGCAACAAAUGUCACGAGCGGGCAAGACGAGUGGUGCGCGGUGAGGCUGGUGCUGUGGCUGGGCGCCAGCCGCGACGCGGCCGCCUGCCUGCGGAGCCUGCCGCCGGGCUGCUCCCCACAGCAGGACGGCGCGCACCCGCUGCCCGCCACCGUCACCUGCUCCCAGCAGCAGACGCUGUUGGGACUGGCACACGUGUAUGGCGGUCGCUUCUUCCCCGGAGAUGACGAAUCCGGCCUGUGCGACCCUUUUGUCAGGGUUACCAUCGCUGGAGGACACACCUUGCAGACUGAGGUGCAGUUUGGAAAACUGGAUCCAGUGUGGGACCAGACGCUACCCUUCCAGGAUGUGGCCGUAUGCUGCUCUUCCGGAAAAUUCAUCAAGAAACAUCCACCUCUCGUUAUUGUGGAAGUGUUCGAUUUGGAUAAAAGUGUGGUGGGGCAGCGACGCGAAGAAUUGGUGGGCCGCGCGCUGACGUCAACGGCGGUGCGCCUGCAGGGCGAGCCCCACCGGCCGCCUUCGCUGCGUUGGCUGCCGCUGCACCGCGCUCAGCUGCACGCAGGAGACCUGCUCUUCUCUGCAGAGGUGCUGCAGGUGGGAACUAACGAAGACGUGGCGGUGGAGACGUGGUCGACUCGUGAAGGCGUGGUGGUACCCAUUCCAGUGGAGAUCCGUCCGCGUAUCAUCACCUACAAGCUGGAGGCGGUGUUCUGGGGCGUGCGGCGGCUGCGGCGCGUGCAGCUGCUGCCGGUGUCGCGGCCGCGCGUCGCGCUGCAGGUGGCGGGCCGCCGCCUCUGCUCUGCCGUCAUCCCGGACACCGCCGCCAACCCCAACUUCCCCACCCCGCACAUGGUCUUCACUCUGGUGCGUUCCUCAUUACCCCACAGGUACACUGCAGCCACGCUACGCACGCAGCAGAAGUGUCCUGACGCCGCCCUUGGUUGUCGCCAGGAGCUGCCGGAGCAGGAGGAGUACCUGCCUCCGCUGCAGGUGGAGGUGCACGACUGCCGCAGCUUCGGCCGCGAGGUGCUGGCCGGCGUGCACGCACUGCACAGCCUCGCCGACUUCGUCGUGCCGCCUCCGCCUUAUCUCACUGACAAGCAGCUAGCAGAGAUCCAACAGGGUCUGGAAAAAGGCCGUGAUGUAAAGGAACCACCAGCGAUUGCUGUGAAGAGAGAGAUUCGAAAGACAAUGACAGCAGUACGCCAUUCGCACAUCGAAGAUGUUCCCGCCACGCCUGUAACCUACAAAGAAGAAAAAAAGAAACUGUGGGACUUCUUUCGGUGUAGAAAAACUCCGCUGGACGAUAAGGAGAAACUUCUACAAGAAAUACAGGAGCCAAAGAAAGACGAACCUGAGCGUAGUAAGAAGGGUCGCCUCGGAAUGGGACUGGCGUGGCGCCGUAAGCACGCAGCUCCCACCAUUGCCGAAGAAGAAAUCGAAGCCCCCGACUGGUGGACCAAGUACUACGCCUCACUGCCGCAGGCAGAACGAGACAGGAAAUUGUCUCUAGCUGGCCAUGUGGAAGCCGAGGCGACAGAACCGGUGGAAAAGUUGGAGCUAUACCCGUGCGAGCUGGAGAAGCUGUCCCAGUUCAGCGCCCUUCAAGACUGGCUGCGCUGCUUUUCUCUGCACAGGGGCAAGCGCGCCGAUUCCGGCCGCAGCCCGGUCGUGGGGCACGUCAAGAUUGCUACGACCGUUUGCAUUAUCAUCAGCUAUUCUUCGUCACGACUACCAUACCUUAUCAUAAGACCACAACGUUCAGCCUGAGACGGGUCAGUGGACAGUGUCGUUGGGCGGGCAGGCUGCUGCAGCUGGAGUGCGUGCUGCCGAGGGACUGGCAGUUGUC
Molecule: messenger RNA, 3034 nt
Organism: Schistocerca gregaria
Lineage: Eukaryota; Metazoa; Arthropoda; Insecta; Orthoptera; Acrididae
Product: otoferlin-like
Exons: 20
Coding region: 1-2955 (984 amino acids)
Biological process (GO): plasma membrane organization
Cellular component (GO): membrane
Source: RefSeq, a predicted model, not a curated record